ACUUCACAGCUCUUGACUUUACUCCUCCCCCUCUCCCGUUUUCACCUAUCACCUCAUCUCUCCCCACAUUGACUCCUUCCCUUCCUUUCCAGUCCUGUUCUUCAGGACUGGAUUUGGGAUCUCGGUCUGAAACGCCGACAGUUCACUCCUCUCCAUAGUUGCUGCCUGCCCCCCUCAGUUCCUCCAGCAUCUUGUGCGUGUGUUGCUUCAGAUUUCCGCAGCUGCAGAUUUUCUGCCGUUUAAAUCAAUGCGCAUGCGUGGUCGUCGCGACCCGUUUCCCGAAUAACGCGCAUGCGUUGAGUAGACGAACGGCUCCCAGCAUGUGGACGUAGGUUUGAAAUGGCAGAACACUUAUGUACGGGAAUCUCAAACACAACAACACAUCAGUUUUGCUGACUCUGUCUGGAUAUUUAAGGAGUGACCAGAUAUUUUCUUUGCAACACCAACACAUCUGCUGUCGAUCCUUGGAGAUGAAGAAGUAUCUCAUCCCAGCUGGUAAUGUAUUCUGUGUCUGAAAUGAAGUUUUCUGCUUUAACUCAGGGAAAUUCACUGGAACCGCGAGCUGAGAACACACUAGCAUUUGGUCACUGGAGAUCAACUGCAUUGAUUGUAUAAGGGAUUCAAGCAUCUGACUUUCUGAAUUGCCAGAGAAUUGAUCACAGUGAGUUAUCAUUCUCCUUCUCUCAGAGUGGGAAGGGAUUCACUCACAGUCUACCCGCAGACAUGCCAGUGUGUUCACAGUGAGUAGAAGCCAUUCAUCUGCUCUGUGUGAGGGAGGGGAACCAUUCAGUCAUCCAGUCUGAAAAUACAUCAGCAAGUUCAUAGUGAGAUGCUCCACCUGUUCUGCAAGUGGAAAGCCGUUCUGUUAUUGUGGUAAUGGUAUAUUAGAAAAUUCACCAGUGAGAGGACAUUGACCUGCUCAGAAAGUGGGAAGGCUCUCAAACAUGCCACAGUGACACCGGGGAGAAGCCAUUCACCUGCUCCGAAUGUGGGAAAGGAUUCACUCAAUCAUCUCAACUGAAUGAACAUCAGUGAGUUCACACUGAAAAGAUGCCAUUCACCUGCUCAGACUGUGGGAAGGGAUUCACUCAAUCGUCCACACUGCAUAGACACAAGAGAGUUCACACUGGGGAGAGGCCGUUCACCUGCUCAGACUGUGGGAAAGGAUUCAUCCAGUCAAAUCACCUGCUGCAACAUCAGUCAGUUCACGCUAGGGAGAGACCGUUCUCCUGCUCAAACUGUGGGAAGGGAUUCACUCAGUGUUCUGACCUACAGAGACACCAGCGAAUUCACACUGGAGAGAAGCCAUUCACUUGCUCUGAAUGUGGAAAAAAAUUUGCUCGGUCAUCUGCACUGAAGUUACAUCAGCGAGUCCACAAUAGGGAGACACCAUUCACCUGCUCAGACUGUGGGAAGGGAUUCACUCACUCGUCUCAUCUACAGAGACACCAGCGAGUUCACACUGGAGAGAAGCCGUUCACCUGCUCUGAAUGUGGAAAGGGAUUUGCUCAGUCAUCUCUACUGAAGUUACAUCAGCGAGUCCACAGUAGGGAGAGGCCAUUCACCUGCUCAGACUGUGGGAAAGGAUUCACUCAAUCGUUCGACCUACAGAGACACCAGCGAGUUCACACUGGGGAGAAGCCGUACACAUGCUCUGAAUGUGGGAGAGGAUUUGCUCGGUCAUCUCACCUCUUGAAACACCAGCAAAUUCACACUGGGGAGAAACCAUUCAUCUGCUCAGAAUGUGGGAAGGGAUUCAUGGAUUCAUCUAAUCUGAAAGAACAUAAGUUUGUUCACACUGCGGAGAGACCGUUCACCUGCUCAGACUGUGGGAAAGGAUUCAUUCGGCAUUCUCAUCUACUGACACACCAGUUAGAGCACACUGGCGAGAAACCUUUCAGCUGCUCAGAAUGUGGGAAGGGAUUCACCCAUUCAGCUCAACUGAGGGAACAUCAGCGAGUCCACACUGGGGAAUGGCCAUUCACCUGCUGUGAAUGUCAGAAGGGAUUCACUUGGCAAUGUCAACUGAUUGAACAUCAGCGAGUUCAUAGCGGGGAGAAGCCGUUCACCUGCUCUGAAUGUGGGAAGGGAUUUGCCCGGUUAUCUCAUUUGAAGGAACAUCAUAAACUUCACACUCGGGAAAGGCCAUUCACAUGCUCUGAAUGUGGGAGGGGAUUUGCUUGGUCAUCUCACCUCUUGAGACACCAGCAAAUUCACACUGGAGAGAAACCAUUCAUCUGCUCAGAAUGUGGGAAGGGAUUCACCGAUUCAUCUCAUCUGAAAGAACAUCAGUUUGUUCACACUAGGGAGAGACCGUUCACCUGCUCAGACUGUGGGAAAGGAUUCAUUCGACAUUCUCAUCUACUGUCACACCAGUUAAAUCACACUGGAGAGAAACCAUUCAUCUGCUCAGAAUGUGGGAAGGGAUUCACCCAUUCAGCUCAACUGAGGGAACAUCAGCGAGUCCACACUGGGGAAUGGCCAUUCACCUGCUCUGAAUGUCCAAAGGGAUUCACUUGGCAAUCUCAACUGAUUGAACAUCAGCGAGUUCAUAGUGGGGAGAAACCUUUCACCUGCUCUGAAUGUGGGAAGGGAUUUGCCCGGUCAUCUCAUCUGAAGGAACAUCAGAAACUUCACACUCGGGAGAAGCCAUUCACAUGCUCUGAAUGUGGGAAGGGUUUUUCUCGUUCAUUUCAACUGAAGGUACAUCAGCGAAUUCAUACUGGGGAGAAACCUUUCAGCUGCUCUGAAUGUGGGAAGGGAUUCACCCAUUCAGCUCAACUGAGGGAACAUCAGCGAGUCCACACUGGGGAAUGGCCAUUCACCUGCUCUGAAUGUCAGAAGGGGUUCACUUGGCAAUGUCAACUGAUUGAACAUCAACGAGUUCAUACUGGGGAGAAGCCGUUCACCUGCUCUGAAUGUGGGAAGGGAUUUGCCCGGUCAUCUCAUCUGAAGGAACAUCAGAAACUUCACACUGGGGAGAGGCCAUUCACAUGCUCUGAAUGUGGGAGGGGUUUUGCUCGUUCAUUUCAACUGAAGGUACAUCAGCGAAUUCACACUGGGGAGAAACCUUUCAGCUGCUCUGAAUGUGGGAAGGGAUUCUGUGAGUCAUCCAAACUUGUGUGGCACUACCGAAUUCACACUAGAGAGAAACAGUUCACCUGCUCAGAUUGUGGGAAGGAAUUCACUCGGUCAUCUGACUUAAAAAUACAUCAGCAAAUUCACACUGGGGAAUGCCACUCACCAGUUCUGAAUCUGGGAAAGGAUUCAAUCUGACAUCUCAAUUAAGACUAUAAGAUAUGGGAGCAGAAGUAGGCCAUUUGGCCUUUCGAGUCUGUUCCACCAUUCAGUCAUGGGCUGAUCCGAUCAUUCCAGUCAUCCCCACUCCCCUGCCUUCUCCCCAUACCUUUCAGGAAACCAUGCAGGCUUUGGCCUGGCUUGUCAUGUGCCUCCUGGUACUCAGUUAUCUCAUCCAUAACAAUCGAUUCCAGCAACUUCCCAACCACUGAAUUCAGGCUUUCAGGUCUAUAGUUUCUUUUCUGCUGCCUCCUACCUUUCUUAAGUAGCGGAGUAACAUUUGUAAUUUUCCAGUCAUCUGGUACAAUGUCAGAAUCUAUCAAUUCUUGAAAGAUCAUUAGUAAUGCGUAUGCAAUCUGUCCAGCUAUUUCCUUCAGAACCCCAGGGUGCAUUCCAUCAGGUCCAGGAGAUUUAUCCACCCUCAGACCAUUAUGCUUCCUGAGCACCUUCCCAGUUGUAGCUUUCACUGCAUGUACUUCACUGCAUGUACUUCACUUCCCUGACACGCUUGAAUAUCCGCUAUCUCUGUCUCCCAUGACAAUAUUUCCUGCGUCAUUUUCUAUUGGUCCUAUCUAUCCUCUACUCUCUUUUACCCUUUCUAUAUUCAUCUAACUCUUGCUUUGUCUAGUGGAUGAAUAUAGGGGAUGAUAGCCCCUGGCCUGGCCAAACUGAAGACAUCUCGUUUGGGUGGAUGCUGCGUGAUAUGUCCCCAUUACAAAUCAUUAGGAAAUAGCAAAUAGUGCAAAAUAUGUGAUUAAACGAUUGAGCUUUAUAACUUUUAAUUUGACAAUAUGGUAAGUAAAGGAAACAAAAAGAAAAAGGGCCCAUUCUCGUGAAAAUGUCUAUUGCGCAAUGUUGGAGCUCACUGAUAAGCUAUUUGUCCACUAUCAACUUCCUCCGAUCCUCGCUGACCUCCAGACACUCACUCCAAGUCCAUUCCAUCCGAGGUCUACCAACUCUCCAUUCUCUAUCCCAGGCUGGGGGGUUUGCAUUCAGUUGCCUUGCCAACAAGAAAAUUAAUUGUUUGAUAGAAUCUGGUUAACACACUUUGAUAAUAAAUUUACGUUGAACUUGAA
Hypanus sabinus (Atlantic stingray) is the source of this 4373-nucleotide messenger RNA. RefSeq names its product zinc finger protein 850-like. Gene Ontology annotation, biological process: regulation of transcription by RNA polymerase II. The record is from RefSeq and is a predicted model, not a curated record. Gene Ontology annotation, cellular component: nucleus. The coding region runs from base 1051 to 3276 and encodes 741 amino acids. Gene Ontology annotation, molecular function: DNA-binding transcription activator activity, RNA polymerase II-specific; RNA polymerase II cis-regulatory region sequence-specific DNA binding. The transcript has 2 exons. NCBI's taxonomy places the organism in Eukaryota, Metazoa, Chordata, Chondrichthyes, Myliobatiformes, Dasyatidae.